AUGGGAUCCACAGAGACACGACCAAUUCAUAAAAACAAAAGCAAACGUAAUUUGUUCAAGUGUUUCAAAUCAGACAACGUCGUCGACCAAUCACCGCGUCGAAAAGAGAAAACUAGUGACCCGCUUCUUAGUUACAUUGCCUUGGCCGAGAAGCAAGGCAUGGUCUUGCCUACCAUCUUGUCUUCCGCUUUGACCGCCGCUAAAUGUGGCUCCAGUGAUGGAACCCCAACACGAAGGAGAAAGAUGUGUAAGCAAAGAUCUCUUCGAAUUCGUCAGGCUUUAAUCGCGGCCUUGAAUCAUACAUCAUUGGGCAAGAAAAUUAUUAAUAGAACCAAAGCAAACAAUAACAAGAACAACUGGGGAAAAUCAAAGUUGAACAAGUUAGGAGAAGGUAAUAAUAAUAUUUCAAACACAAAUCCUAAACAAGUACAUGAAGGAGCCAAUGCAUACACUAAUCCAUCAUCAUCAUCAUCAUAUGAUUCUUCACCUGCAUUCACCUCUUCUACAUUAUCAUCUUCUACGAAUUCAACUAAUUCACAAGCGAGUCAUUUUUCAAGUUCAUCCUCUGACUUGAACCCAAACCUUUCGAUGAAUGGAAUUGUGGUGAAGCAAGAAGUUGAAGAGAGUAGAAAAAAGAGUUUUGGUUUAAACAAGAGUUUAUGUUGGCAUUUUUUUACUAGUCUUUUGUUUUUUCUUUUGUUGGGUAAGUUGUAUACCUUAUUGUCGGAGAACAUGGUGUAA
Lathyrus sativus (Indian pea) is the source of this 741-nucleotide messenger RNA. The record is from the annotation of a GenBank genome assembly. Lineage: Eukaryota; Viridiplantae; Streptophyta; Magnoliopsida; Fabales; Fabaceae.